CUCCAUGGAAACGGCGCGCCACUUGGCGAGAUUUACGAGCAAAUUAAUCGCGGACUGAUCAGAGAGCAGUGGUUCAGUUGUUAUCAAAACGCUACUGCCUGUAGUUGACUACUGUAGUUGACUAGUUAACUAGCUUACCUGCCUAGUUACUUGCCUCCUAAACGCUACUGUAGCUAGUUAACUAGCUUUUCUGCCUUGUAGCUUUUCUUCAAUACUGGAUCGCAUGACCACUCUUUAUUCUGCCGUUAUGAGCCGAACUCCAGAUGCAAGGGCUAGAGACAGCCAGACCAAACAGAUCCAACAAAGUAUCACCAAUGUGGAGAAGCACUUUGGAGAGAUGUGCCAGCUGUUCGCAGCCUACGUGCGUAAAACGGCGAGGUUACGUGAUAAAGCAGACCUACUAGUCAAAGAAAUUCGCAUCUAUGCAGAAACAGAAACGCCACAUCUGCAAAGAGGUAUGAAACAGUUUGCAGACAACCUUGCCAAAGUUCAAGAUUAUCGUCAAGCAGAGGUGGAGAGACUUGAAGCCAAAGUUGUAGAGCCUUUGAAAAGCUAUGGGAAUGUUGUGAAGAUUAAAAGGGAGGACUUGAAGACCACCCAGAGUGCCAGAAACCGGGAGUAUAAACAGAUGCAGCAGCUGGAGAAGAUGAGACAGAGAAACCCCUCUGACAGACAGACCAUUUCCCAGGUGUGUGCUGUCAGGUCUCUGGGCCUCUGGUACCGUAUGACAAUGGCGGAAAGUGACCUGCAGAGGGCAACGAUGGAUGCCGCGCGGACGACACGACAGCUGGAGGAGAACAUAGACGUGUUCCAAAAGCAUAAAAUACAAGAUAUCAAGAAGAUCUUCGGGGAGUUUCUGACGGUGGAGAUGUCAUUCCAUGCCAAGGCGUUGGAAGUGUACACCGCGGCUUUCCAGAACAUCCAGGGCAUAGAUGAAGACGAGGAUCUGGAGGUUUUCAGGAGUUUGCUGCACCCUCCUGAGUACCAGUCUCGUGUUGAAAUAGUGCGCGCUAAUUCCAAAACAUCCCUUGAUCGGACUUCAUCUACCCUGAGUAGACCUGGGACCUUACAGCAAUCGAGGACACCAAGCAGACAAAGGAGACGAGAGGAAGAAGAUGAAGAUGACGAAGAGGAAGAGGAAGAUGAUCUUGAAGAUGUUACAGAUGAGGAAGAUGAAUAGAGCUCUUUAGCUGUGUAUCUUUUCAUUCAUCAUUGAACUAUAGAAUACAGUGUAUUCUUUGUGGCCAUUAACUGAUGUUCAUACAACCUUUCCAUAUGAUUCCCUGUUCCCUGCCUGGCGCCCUUCUGACCAGCAACCACAGGACUAUGUACUUACCGUAAGACCUCAGGUCUGUAUAGUCACUAUAGGAUCACAGGACUAUGUACUUACCAUAAGAUCACAGGACUGUAUAGUCACUAUAGGAUCACAGGACUAUGUACUUACCGUAAGAUCACAGGACUGUAUAGUCACUAUAGGAUCACAGGACUAUCUUGUCACUACUGGCGCCUCAGGACGAUAAACUAGGGACAGUAGAUUGUCUGGUCUAAGGUUUGGCAGUAGGUUUUGGGGAUGUAGGUGUCAUUUUGGAAGUGUACAUAAUAUUUCUGUACAUUUAUUUUAUCACAGCAGCCAUGGUGAAUUGUAGUUAUUUUGGCUAAUUAUUUAGUUUACAUAACAAACAUUUUAAUAUCCAAUUCAUUGAAAGCUUUAAAUGCAAACUGAUUAAAGGGUUGUAUGCCUCAGCCUUUGAAAUGUGGCAUUAUUAACGUAUAACCAUUUGUAAUGUGACAGUAUUAAUGUACCAACUUUUUUUAAAUAUGAAAGUGCCAAAUGUACUGUAUAUUUGGUUUUGUGGUAAUGUUGUCUGUUAAGCCUUGCAGAAUAGUUAACUGUUUUAAUUUUUUUAUGGAAUAAAGUCAUUCCAAAGAAUUCAACAAUUUAAUUCAAACACAAAUCAAAAGA
Esox lucius (northern pike) is the source of this 1963-nucleotide messenger RNA. It is a transcript of the gene cibar1, whose product is annotated as CBY1 interacting BAR domain containing 1. Gene Ontology annotation, biological process: cilium assembly. NCBI's taxonomy places the organism in Eukaryota, Metazoa, Chordata, Actinopteri, Esociformes, Esocidae. Bases 224 to 1180 code for a protein of 318 amino acids. The record is from RefSeq and is a predicted model, not a curated record. Gene Ontology annotation, cellular component: ciliary basal body; ciliary transition zone. The transcript is spliced from 9 exons.